UACCUCUCUCAUCCCUGUGCCAUAUCUUUACUCUACCGGUCUAUACCUCUCUCAUCCCUGUGCCAUUACCUUAUUCUCCCUGUCCAUACCUCUCCCAUCCCUACACCAUGCAUAUAUCAUUCCUAUCCACAUUAAUACCGUACAUGUACCCUGCAUGGACCAUACCUGUAAUAAGUCAGUAAUAAGACUUUUCUCCCUCUUUCCAGACUUGGUUUGAGAAAAACUGCCUAUCUGAGGAUUGUGCUGCAGAUCUCAGACUACAAGGUGAACUGCUGGUUCUUGGAGUCCACAGAUGGCCCUACCUGGCCCUCGGAGGAGUCAAGAACAUCUCCCUUAACCUGUCCGUCUCCAAUGCUGGUGAUGAUGCCUAUGACACCAACAUCUUCUUCAAUUUUUCUAGGGAACUCUAUUUCAUCAAGAUGUGGCAGAAGGAAGACAAGGGCAUUUCCUGUGAGCUGCUGGAACUAGACUUCCUGAAGUGCAGUGUGGGAUUUCCCUUCAUGAGAGCACAGACCAAGUACCAUUUGGCUGUGAUCUUUGACACCAGCCAUCUUUCUGGAGAGAAUGACACCUUAGAGUUUCAAGUUACUGCAAAGAGUGCAAACCCAGAAGAUGACAGCAAGCUUGCAGACAACACGUUGGAGCUGUCUAUUGAUCUAGUCCAUGAAGUGGACACAACCAUCACCGGGAUGGUGACACCAGCUUCAUUCGUAUAUGGGAACUCAGUCGAUGGCACUAACUUCGUACAGCUGGAUGACAUGGAAUGUGACUUUCAGCCUUUCAACCUCACCUUUCAGGUGAUAAACAAUGGACCCAGUCGCCUUCCUGGGGCUCUGGUGGACAUCCGCAUCCCCAACCGCCUGGCAGGCAAUGGAGCUGAUAUGUUCCAUGUUCUUGACAGCCAGGUUGCAGGGCACCAAGGCAACUGCACCCCCCACCAUAACCCUAUGCCUUGCAGCAUACCCCAGGAGCGAGAUAGCAUCUUCCAUACAAUCUUUGCCUUCUUCAUCAAGUCUGGUCGGCGUGUGCUGGAUUGUGACCGCCCAGGCCGUGCCUGCCUCAUGAUAACCUGUGCUGUUGGCUCACUGGCCAAAGAGGAGUCUGUGAAUGUGGACCUGCGAAUCCUGCUUAACACAGAGAUCCUGAAGAGGGACAGCUCCUCGGUGAUCCAGCUGGUGUCCAGGGCUGGCGUCCGCGUGGACAGCAGGGCGGUGGAAGUGCUGGAUGGCCAGCCAGAGGAUGUAUCUGUGGUUUUUGAAGCACUGCACAACCAGGAGCCCCGGGGAUAUGUGGUGGGCUGGAUUAUCGCCAUCAGUCUCUUAGUGGGAAUCCUUAUCUUCUUGCUACUGGCUGUGUUGCUGUGGAAGAUGGGUUUCUUCCGUCGGCGGUAUAAGGAGAUCAUCGAGGCAGAGAAGAACAGAAAGGACAGCGAUGAGAGUUGGGAUUGGGUCCAGAAGACCCAAUGAGGAGCAUGCCUUCACCACAGCCAUUAUGUCAUUGGCCCCUCGGCCUGUCCGCCAGCCAAUGGGAUCCAGCCCCUUCGAUCUUCCAUAUGUGGAAGAAAAGAAUCUUCUCCAGAUUUUUCGGAGGCUCAAAACUUUAGGUUGGUGAAAAUGAAGAGCGGGAAUUGUGGAUGAGAUGGACUGAAGAUCAAACAUUUUUAAAGAGAAAGACUUAAACAGAUAUUUCAAAAAUAAGAGUGGACAAGAAAAUAAAACCCUCAGGGCCUUGAAUGUCUCACAAGCUUUUUAUUUUUAUACAUAUAUGCUUCCUGAAUUGAACAGAACUGAUGCUACAAACUCCUUGAAUGGUUUGAAAUAUCUGAUGUUUUCUUCUAAGCACUGAUGACUGUUAUGCUUUAAAACUCAACCUCUGGUUGUUACGCAAGUGUCCGGCAGUGGCUGUCACCAAUGCCACUGUCAGACGGCUUUUUUUUUUGUAGAAAUGAACACUGUGCCUGAAGUCACAUGUCUUCUUCAUGUGGCAGGUGAGUUGAAAAUAGAGGUGUUGAUGUAGAUCCCAGGCUGUGCAGAACAGGAACACAGUCUGCUAAAGCCUACAGAUGCAUGUCAGCCAAGAGCUGCCACACACUUGUUCCUGCAGGAGAAUGCCAGGCUGUGAAGCAGGCACUUCAGGGUCGGGCAUGAAAGUACUCAGAUACUCAGAAACAUUCCCUCAUCCUUGGAAUAGAGCUACGUGUGUGUGGGGGGGAUAUAGUGCAGAGGAACACACAGGGUGGUAGAUGAUCAAUGUGCAGGCAAGUGUCUUGUCCAGUGGGCUACAGGAUCUCUUCUGCCUUUUGUACAUCAGUCCUCUAAAUUCACUUGCUUGCACAGAUUUGCCUGAAGGACAGAGUGGUGAUACCUGUGUGUUUGUGUUCAAAGUGGACUCCACUGUGGCAGCAUGCAGUGGCAUCCCCUAUGCCUCACUGCGCAACACUGAUCUUCUUUCAGGGCAUUUUGUGCUGGAAUCUGUUCCCCUGGAGGAUCUCCCUGUGAUUGGGUGGAAUGUUCCUUGAAUUGGACCCACAAAAAAAAAUUCAGUUCAAGGCUUGCCUUACUGAAAGCACACUUUGACCAUUUUUUUUUUCUUAUUGCCUUGGAUCUGAUUAUCUGCACUCCAGCACACCCCAUUAUCAGAGCUGUCAAUCCAAACCCUGUUCUACUGAAGAACUCCCUGUAUUCUACUCUGCAGUUUGCCAGUGGUAACCAUCUGUUUCUCUCGCAAGUGUGUGUGGAUUAUGCCUCCAGCUUGACACUGCAACAGGUUUAGUGUCUAGGGGUGUUGUGUGGCUUAGUGGGCUAAACAUCUGCAUCUGGGACCAGAAGGUCACUGGUUUGAGCCCAGCCUUGGCAGAAUAGUAACAUGGCUGUGGGCCUUUGAGCACGGCCCUUAACCCGCAGCUUCCAGGGAGCCACAAGGUGGCUGCCCCUUUGCUGUGACCUCUCCCCCUCCCUCCCCAAGCUAGCUCUCACCUGUAUAGAGAUGAAGCAAAGUGAAGAGAAUUUCACAGUGGGGAUCGAUAAAGCAUGACUAUCCAUUCCUAAAGUACUUGCCUGCAGUGUCAUCACAAAAUGUACUUCUCACGAAUUAAAAAUAUGCAAAGCAACCAAUCUGCUUGACAGAGUUUUUAAGAAAUGAAGUGAGAAAAUCAAUAGACCAAAAGCAGACGAUGCGAACAGUAUCACUAGUGACUGGGAUGCUCAGUAAUGUUUGUUAUACAUUUUUAACAUCAGGUGGUUAAAACAUAAGUGGGAAUGCAGUUGCUGUAAUAAUUACCCUAAAGUUCCGCCUACCUCAGGGCUGUGAUGGAUCUCUGGUGAUCUUCUGGACCUGCAGCGUCUGGCUUUUGAACUCUGCUUUGUUUUGUCUUCAAAAGCCACCUGCUUUUGCUUUGUAUUAGCAAAGAAUAAGAGGCGAGGUGAUCAGUCUGGGUAUGUUCAUCGUCUCUGCUGGAUUCCUCAGUAACUCUGCACCACAGAACGUGUGUGAGAGCAGAUGCAGACUGUUUUGAGUAGGAGCUUUUCAUAAAAUGCUGGGUGAUUUGUGUUCCUCCGUUUCUAACAAGUCGUAAGGAAGGAAAGCUCUGAUGACAUGAUGAUUUAUGGCUGGAUGAGAGACGGGAUGGGAAUAUGUUUACUGUUGGGUGCAGAGCCCCUCAAAGUCCAGAGGGAGCGAGAUGUCAUGAGCUAAAAAUAAAUGAGGAAUGUGGUACUUUAUCUCCAUUUGAAUGGUUGUGUACAAGUCAGUGCCGCAUGGUUAUAGUAAAUGGUCCUUGGAAGUCAGCAUGCUGGAAUGCAAGCAGGAAGCUGCAACUUGUAUGCUGUGACCUACAAAAACACUUUGACUUUUAACUCCAAUAAUCACUGGCAGAUUUUGGGCACAGGACCUGCAAACUUGUCUGAAGUCUGGUUAAUACCCUGUUAGACAUGGCUGGGGGGGAUAUGACAAGGGAACCACUUAGAUCAUGGUUUUAAAGACACCAUAUAGAACAAACCUAUGAAGGGGCAGUAAACGCUGUGGAAUUAAAGAACUGAUCUGAGGUCAGUUAAGAGGGUAAGAACUUGGGUGCCGCUUCUAAGGCCUUGACUGCACAAUUUGGAACAAGGGAUGAGGCAUCAAACUUGCUGUCCUUCGUAUUUCUUGUUGACUAAGAAUGAAAAUCCACCUUGAAUGGUUGUUUGUGCUUGAGUGGGAAAGGAUGACCCUCUUAAUAUCAUCCCUUGCUAAACCAGCUCAAUUCUGUGCUCUGUUAGAGGUGGUUGUAUCUUGAAUAUAUUUUAUCAGUUGCUACCACUGGCUGGACAAAUACACAACAGCUAUAACUCUGUCUUUAACUGACUUGGCUUAGUAAUUUGUAUAUAUUGAUGCAGAGAGAAGAUACACUUGACAUUCAACACGUGAGUCUAAAUUUUUUUGCUGUUGUUUUUUAGUACUACGUUGUCACCUCUGUCACUUAUUUCCUAUAUCUUUCAGUCAAAAACUACUGCCACUGAAAAUUGAUGUAAAAGUAUUUCUAUAUGACUGGUGUGUCCAAGCUCAUGUUAAAACUGUGUAUUUAUGUACUGAUAUUGACAUGUUAAAAUAAAAGCUUUGCGGUUAAUGAA
This is a messenger RNA of Brienomyrus brachyistius, 4607 nucleotides long. Its product is annotated as integrin alpha-9-like. Gene Ontology annotation, cellular component: external side of plasma membrane; integrin complex. Lineage: Eukaryota; Metazoa; Chordata; Actinopteri; Osteoglossiformes; Mormyridae. Gene Ontology annotation, biological process: cell-matrix adhesion; cell adhesion mediated by integrin; cell-cell adhesion. The record is from RefSeq and is a predicted model, not a curated record. Bases 420 to 1466 code for a protein of 348 amino acids. The transcript is spliced from 12 exons. Gene Ontology annotation, molecular function: integrin binding.